Molecule: messenger RNA, 678 nt
Organism: Corticium candelabrum
Lineage: Eukaryota; Metazoa; Porifera; Homoscleromorpha; Homosclerophorida; Plakinidae
Exons: 2
Coding region: 216-527 (103 amino acids)
Biological process (GO): cellular response to oxidative stress
Cellular component (GO): cytoplasm
Molecular function (GO): glutathione disulfide oxidoreductase activity
Source: RefSeq, a predicted model, not a curated record
CUGUGGAGUUGUGUGCAUACAUGCAUGCGUGUUGGUGUGCAUGCGUGUUGGUGUGCAUGUGUGUUAUGAUGAUGACUAAUGUACAAAGACGACGACGAUGACGACGACGGCGACGAUGAUGAUGAUGGUGUAUGACGUUGAGCAAACAAGAUUAGCAUACGGGUCUACUUAACCGUUUGUGCACCCUUGGCAAGCUUAGAAUUACACUUUGCGAGAUGUCCAAGCGCGAAACGGUCCACGCGAUUAUCAAAGACAACAAAGUUGUCGUCUUUUCGCAGACCUUUUGUUGUUACUGCGCCUCGGCGAAGAAAACGCUCAACGAAUUGGGCGUCAAGUUCGAGGUGAUCGAGUUGGACGAAAGAGAAGAUGGAGAGAUUAUAAAGGACAUUUUAGCUGAGGUUACCGGAGAACGAAUGUUUCCGCGUGUGUUUAUUGGUGGUGAAAGCAUUGGUGGUAACUCUGAUCUACAAGCUGUCCACAGCAGCGGUCAGUUGGUACAUAAACUACAGAAGGCUGGUGCUCUUUGAUUCUUUGCGCAAACAGCUCACACUUGAAGCAUGAACUAUGAUAGAGAGUAUAUAGUCUAUAGUGUCCAACUUUUGUGCGGCUUGAGUAUUGUUUGCACUGUAUGGUUAAUUUAUAAUAGCUACUAGAAUAGACUACAGAAGCUGUUCUGCA